AGGGCACAGGAAGAUCCUCCACGACGAGCCUCCACUUCGGCGCAUGUAUGUUUAGAAGCCGAUUCCCUUUUAACAUCCGAGCUCACCUCGGAGCCUGUAUUGAGAAAAGUUAAAGUUCCUCGAAUCGGAUUAUAUGAUGGAACGUCGGAUCCUGACUCACACCUCGGUCAUUAUACAUCAUGGAUGGACCUCCAUGGGGCCUCGGACGCACUUCGGUGUCGCAUGUUUUCUCUCACUCUGGGGCCUCGAGCUCAAAAAUGGUACCACUCUUUGCCCCCUCAUUCAAUUUGGAAGUGGCAACAGUUGAGGUCGGCUUUCCGAUCUCAUUUCAUUGGGGCCCAAGUUUGUUUGGUUCCGAAAGAGUCUCUUGCAAAUGUAACUCAAAAAGAUGAUGAAAGUGUCAAGGAUUAUAUUGCUCGAUUUAAUGAACGAGUUCAGAAUAUGGAGCCAUGUCGUCCCGAAACCCUGCUUGUUAUGGCUAUUGCGGUACUAACACCGAAUUCUAUUUUUCGCUGGACAUUAUGUCAGAACAAGCCAAACACCUUCCAGGAAUUCCUUGCCGGAGCCCAGCAACAUAUUAUUGCCGAGGAAGCAAUGUCGGUCCCCGAUUUUAAUUUCAAUCCGAAGUCAUCCAAGUCGGGAACCGAUGACAGGAAGAAAAACAAAUCCUUUGAUAAGCAAAACAAGGCUCAAUUUCGAGGUUACCCCCUGGGAAACGCCAACGACCCCGAAAUUAGGGCGGCCCGAAAACAGUACGCUACCGACGUGAAAUCCGGUUACCAAACCGUUUAUUCAGCUGGGGCUGCCACCAUCUAUGAAGAGAUCAAAGGAAAAGGUAUCCUGCCCGAUCCUAAACCACUUCGGAUGCCUGAAGAAAAACUAGAUAAAUCUCGGUAUUGUGACUAUCAUAAAUCACCGGGGCACAACACCGAUGAGUGUUUAAGCUUGUUAGCUGCCCUAUUACGUUUAAUCGGUCAUCCACAACUCAGGAAGUUCUAUCGCAACUCUGAUACCCAGAAACGGGGGGCGGAACGUCAAAUUGAACCUUAUGAUGAAGAUGAGGAUGAAGACCGAGGUAUUAGUCUACCUGUCAGGUUUGGUACAGCUGAACAUGUCACAAAACUUGUCAUGGAAACCUUUAAAGUUCUCGACAUCAAUAAUGAAUAUAACGCCAUCAUUGGGAGGACUGCCUUAUACAACCUCCGAGCUGCUGUUUCCAUUUUUCAUUACGCACUUAAAUUUCCGACUACCUGCGGAGAAGGAACACAUUAUGGAGACCAAAGAGAAGCUCGAGAACUCAUCACCUUUAUACCAUCCACCGGAGUCCAUUCCGUCAAUUCGGUCGACGAGAGAAUUCCCCGCCCAUUGAUCACCUCGGACAACACCAUUUCCGAGGAUCCAAGUCCUGAUCCUGAUGUUCUCUUCACGUCGGAUCCUUUAACCGAGGACCGAGGUAGAAGACCUGGGAAAGAACCAAGUCAAGAAGACGAUGAAUUGGACCCAAGAACUCAAUUCAAAGAGAAAA
Messenger RNA from Striga hermonthica, 1525 nucleotides. The record is from the annotation of a GenBank genome assembly. Lineage: Eukaryota; Viridiplantae; Streptophyta; Magnoliopsida; Lamiales; Orobanchaceae.